AUGACUGAACAAAUUAAAAAGAUAGUUCAAGUAUUAGGAAAUGUAUCUGGAGAGUUCAUAGCAAAUCUUACAACAACUGACAAGGUUGUGAUGGGAACUACAGCUAUUGGAUUAACAACAAUGAUGUACAUAAAACAUUAUAUCAAUCAAUCAUUUGAAGUUAAUAGAUCAAAGGUACCAGAAUAUAAAGAGACUAUUGCUAUAGCACUCAACUUGGUACGUCAAGCUAAAACAAUCAAUGAAUACGAAUGUGUAGACACUUAUGGAUUAAAAGUAAUUGCACAUGCAAUGUCGGUCAACAAGUCGGUGACACUUGCCAUGACAGAUGAGUUUGUCAAUAUUGCCGGUAUUCUAGUCAACUCUAUGCUCUUUUCAUAUGACUCUUGUCAUUUGGCAACUACAACUAGACCUGAUCUCGUAGACAAUAUCAUAACAAGCUAUUCUCAACUUCCAAGAUUAGAUCCUAUCGUUAUCACUACUUCAUCAAUGAUUCGUUCCCUUUUACGUCAUGCACCACAAUCAAAUGAAUUUGCAAUGGUUUUAACAUCAUAUGCAGGAGGAUGUCAAUUAUUACAAGUUAAAUUUAUAGUGGCAGAGUUGUUGGCAGAUUAUGUGGCCGAGUCUAAUGACCCAAAUAUAAAUAAUCUACCAGUACUCAUAUUUUUAUUGUCAGUGUAUAGUCCACAGUUUGAUGUAGUCUAUAAUCACAUGGAUCAUGCAAUCAACAAAUUGACCAACAAUUUCUUAAAGAAUCCUCCUCCCAACGUAGACAUUACCGAUGUGAAAAAAUUGGUCGAACCAUACGCUGGUUACACCUAUCGUAGAUACUGUCCAAACAGUAUACUUAAAUACAGAGAGUUUAUAGCUAUUGUCCUUAAUGGUUCCGCAAUCGCUAUUGGUAAACAUUAUGUUUCACCAGCACUUCAAUUGUUAGUAUCUGCAUUUUGGUUACUCAAUGGUACAACUCUGGCAAGUCAAUUUGAAAACAAAAUUGAUUCUUCUAUUUGGGCAAGAAUAAUAUUAAAAAGUCUUUAUUUGACUCUACCAAUUUGUAUCAUCUAUCCUCAAUUCAGUUUCAAGUCCAUAUUAGUCGCUUCGAUCCCUUCAAUCAUUGGUAAAUUAUUUGAUGUAUUUGCCAAGAAUUAUAUCAUCAAAAAGAUGGAUACUGCAUUAUUUAUACGUUGUAGAAAGGAUAUUCAAGAUUUUGAUAUUUAUUCUAAAAAAGAAAAAGAUGCUUUAGAAAGAAGAAAUUUAAAACAACAACAAUAG
Molecule: messenger RNA, 1269 nt
Organism: Cavenderia fasciculata
Lineage: Eukaryota; Evosea; Eumycetozoa; Acytosteliales; Cavenderiaceae
Exons: 3
Coding region: 1-1269 (422 amino acids)
Source: RefSeq, a predicted model, not a curated record